Molecule: messenger RNA, 1719 nt
Organism: Puccinia triticina
Lineage: Eukaryota; Fungi; Basidiomycota; Pucciniomycetes; Pucciniales; Pucciniaceae
Exons: 3
Coding region: 1-1719 (572 amino acids)
Cellular component (GO): nucleoplasm; nucleolus
Source: RefSeq, a predicted model, not a curated record
AUGGCUGCCUCAGGAAAAACGUCAACGCAAUCCGAUUCAGACUCACAGCCAGCAUCAAAUUCAUCAUCAGCUAGCAAGCCACAAAAAAUGAUCACGUCUCACAAAUCUUCAGACUCCGACUCGUCGUCUUCCUCAGCUGACUCAGAAUCCGACUCGUCGUCUUCCUCAGCUGACUCAGAAUCCGACUCGUCGUCGUCCUCGGCUGACUCAGAAUCCGACUCUAGUGCCGCUUCGGCAUCUAGUCCUUCAAGCUCCGAUUCUGAUUCCGAAUCUAGCACCUCUGUGACUGUAUCAGGAAAAGCUUCAACUCACUCCGAUUCAGACUCACAGCCAGCAUCAAAUUUGUCAUUGGCUAACAAACCACAAAAAAUGAUCACUUCCGAGAAAUCUUCAGACUCUGACUCGUCGUCAUCCUCAGCUGAAUCAAAGUCCGACUCCAGUGCCACCUCAGCAUCUGGCUCUGCAAGCUCCGAUUCUGAUUCCCAAGAAUCAACUUCACCAUCAGCCCACAAGGCAAAAGGUGGGAUUACUGCCGGGAAAUCCUCACAAUCCGACUCAUCGUCAUCCUCAGCUGAAUCAGAAUCCGGCUCGUCGUCAUCCUCAGCAUCUGGUUCUUCAAGCUCCGAUUCUGAUUCCGAAGAAUCACCUUCACCAUCAGCCCACAAGGUAAAUGAUGUGAUCACUGCCGGGAAAUCUUUAGAAUCCGACUCGUCAUCAUCUUCAGCUGAAUCAGAAUCCGACUCCAGUGCCGCCUCAGUAUCUGGCUCUUCACGCCCCGAUUCUGAUUCCGAAGAAUCAACUUCACCAUCAGCCCAUCAGGCAAAAGGUGGAAUCACUGCCGGGAAAUCCUCAGAAUCCGACUUGCCGUCAUCCUCAGAUGAAUCAGAAUCCGACUCGUCGUCAUCCUCUUCUGAUUCCGAAGAAUCAACUUCCCCAUCAACCCACAAGGCAAAAGGUGGGAUCACUACCGGGAAAUGCUCAGAAUCCGACUCGUCAUCAUCUUCAGCUGAAUCAGAAUCCGACUCGUCGUCAUCCUCAGCAUCUGGCUCUUCAAGCUCCGAUUCUGAUUCCGAAGAAUCAACUUCAUCAUCAGCCCACAAGGCAAAAGGUGGGAUCACUGCCGGGAAAUCCUCAGAAUCCGGCUCGUCAUCAUCUUCAGCUGAAUCAGAAUCCGACGCCAGUACCACCUCAGAACCUGGCUCUUCAAGCUCCGUCACCUUGGCAUCUGGCUCUUCAAGCUCCGAUUCUGAUUCUGAUUCUCGCACCCCCAACCCUGCGUCGGGAAAAACUCCACCCCAAUCGGAUUUAAACUCACAGCCAGUACCAAAUUCCUCGUUAACUAACAAGCGAAAAGCCACAUCGCCAGCCAAAAGCGUCGACAGCAAGCGAAUCAAAGCUAGCCCAUCCUCAUCCCAGGCUGUUUUGAAUCCUACUCCGGCGCCUCAAUCAACCGAAAAAUCUCUAAAUAAUGCCAAGCAAAAGAAGACCAAUGCGCCUUUCCGGAGGGUUAGGGCCGAAGAAAUUGAACUAGAUCGACGAGUAUCGGAUAACAGCUUCCUAGCCAAAGGUGGUGCUCAAGGCUCUUACGGCUACAAGGCUCAUCAAGAUCUGAUUGUCACUCGUGGCAAAGCAUUUACAAAAGAGAAAAACAAAAAGAAAAGAGGAAGUUACAGGGGUGGAAUUAUCGACACAGCCAGUCACUCCAUCAAGUUUACUUGA